Molecule: messenger RNA, 2366 nt
Organism: Marasmius oreades (fairy-ring Marasmius)
Lineage: Eukaryota; Fungi; Basidiomycota; Agaricomycetes; Agaricales; Marasmiaceae
Exons: 8
Coding region: 1-2058 (685 amino acids)
Source: RefSeq, a predicted model, not a curated record
AUGUGGCCUUCAUCAUACCAAAAGAUAUCAAACGACGGGAAAAGCGAGGAAGAACAUUAUGUACUUUGUGGAGAGGUUGAGGAACACACUCACGUUUCAUUCGGGAAUUUAACAAAUGGAAUUUGUUUAAAUGAGCCAAAGCAAAGCAGCGGUGAGGUUGGGCCUUCAAUGGAGGCUACGCCUCAGUGCGGUACUAACAGCACUUCCUUGUACAGAAAUCCUCUUUUUGGUGUUACAGGUGUCACAGGUGUUAUAGGCGCCUUGGGUGCGAGGAAAACGCAUCAACAUCUUCGUCCUUCUGGAUCAUCUCAGAACCGGGCAGCAACAAAGCAUCGUUUGAUGUCCAUCAUCGUAAUUCUUUCGGAUGACUACCUCUCUCUCUUCCUGACUUUUCCGCCUCUCUUCCACCAUUCACGUAUGGGAGGCAAGUUGGACAGGCAGCUGUUCAAGUCUGCCAAGUCCAGGAUAGUUUUCUCCUCUCUGAACACCGUGCUGCAAGUCGCGUUGCAAGCGUCUCUUACAACCAGAAAAGUUUACGAAGACCUUGCAGUUGCAAGUUGUCUCCAACUGGAUGCCCUUGGUUGGUUCGACUUCGUGGUGGACAAUAUUCUCCUCAUAUCAUUGCACCUCCUUGCUCUCGCCUUGCAUAUUAUUUCAGUGAAAAACAACACUCCUUCUUUCGCUCCUUUUCUGUUGAUAUUAUUCGGCCUCUCGUUUGGGUCUAGCAUUUCCCAGCUGGUCCAGCUCGCCCAAAUCGCCUCACAAUGCAAGGCAUGCGAUGCAAUUUGUUCCACUCAAAAAGUAGUAACGAUUGCAACUUUUCGGCUCUGUUUUUCCUUGACUUUUGUUACCGUUCUUAUGAUUUGGAUGACCCCAUGGCGGUCAUCAUUUAUCAAGGAUCUUGCGUGGAAAACAUACAUAUCCGUUCUGGCAUACCUUGUGUGUGGAACCGUGUUGCUUGCUUAUAAGCAAUUCCAUAAUAGUGCAGUCUUUUGGGCCUGGGUUGCUUUCACUGCAGCCCAUCUCCUCGUCACUAGCAUUGUUGGAAUGUUAGUUUCACGACGUGCUCUGCGUAAAAAUACUCCACCAAUGACCAGUGCGGCGGAAAGCCCUAAGGAAGAUCCGGAUGCUGACAUCCGCAUGGGCGCGUUAUCAGAGAUGUUGCCAUACACCACCUAUGCAUCGGUGGGUCAGAGCAGCUUGACGAGCGGGCCCUUCGAAAACCCCUUCGAAGACCCCAUCGCUCACUUACAGAUAGGAGCCGCCAUAUCAAGCGUAUCAAAACUUGAAAUUCGCUCUUCUGUCGUGACCGCCUACACGAAUUCAAGAUUGUCGACCGACGCGUUCUCUGCGCGGUCUUCGAUUGACGCGGAGACAGUCCACACCGCCGUUCAUUCUCGCUCUUCCAUGUCUUCGAGUUCUGUGUCGGUCGCUGGGCGUUCGCAGUCACCAGAUAGAGAGCAAACUUCAUCCAUUAGAGUACACGAUUCUCGGUGUACAAUAUUGUACCCGAACAGUUCAUCUAGUGCUUCAGCAGCGGAGGAAGAAGCGCAGUCAUCUCGCUCAUCAGAUAGCGAACUUCGCCGUAAAGGCACACAUGUAACGCCAUCGCACCGUUUCUCAUAUUCGUCGAGUUCAGCUGUUAAUGCCUAUCCACUGGCCACACGGGAUGGAGAGGAUCUUCAAUCCCAGUCAUCCGGUGAACCCGAACCAGCGGAAACGGAGGGUAUGACGCCUUUUCCUAAUUCAUCGUCUCCCACACCUCCCACGCCUUCCGUAUCAUCCAGUACACCUACAAUUCCACCAUACACCGAAGGGCCAUAUGCUUACGGGCAGCGACGUGAUACGCUAGCGAGUUACGGAACAUACGAGACACUUCCAAGUUACCACUCUAGAAGCAGUAGCCAAAUGCUCACGGAGGUGUUGAAUGGACCCCCUACACCUCGACAUGUCAGGUCGUUGCCUCCGUUGCCCCCUUCGCUUCCUUUCGCACACCUAUCAGCGUCGAUUUUGUCGACACCUAAUUCAUCGAGUGCUGACAUCUCAACUGCGAGAUGAUGAUCUUGCUCAAACUGUGGAUGGCAGUAGAUAACACAAAAGGAUGUAAGGUCUCCCAGUUCCCCCUUCCUAGCCAUAGUUCGACCAUCCGAGUGUGGCCUUCAUCAUACCAAAGGAUAUCACACGAUGAAAAAGCGAAGAAGACCAUCAUGUACUUUGUGGAGAGGACGCUUCAUUCGGGAAUCUAAGAAGAGGAAUUUGUAUAAGCGAGUCAAAGCGAAGCGGUUUGCCGAAGGAAAGAGCUUUGUAGUCACCUACUACCUACACCUGUUGUACAUCCGCAUCAAUGAUUCAACUGUAUUAGGCUC